ACAAACAGCAUAAAAUAUCUUGGGGUAACUCUAACCAAGGAAGUGAAAGAUCUAUUUGACAAUAACUUUAAAGCUUUGAAGAAAGAAAUUGAAGAGGAUAUCAGAAAAUGGAAGGAUCUCCCUUGCUCUUGGAUUGGGAGGAUCAACAUAGUAAAAAUGGCAAUUCUACCAAAGGCAAUUUAUAGAUUCAAUGCAAUUCCCAUCAAGGUCCCAUCAAAAUUCUUCACAGAUCUUGAGAGGACAAUAAUCAAUUUUAUAUGGAAAAAUAAAGGCCAAUUUCUUAAGCAAUCUUUUAUGAAUAAGAGGACAAUCUACUUACCAAAUUUAUAAAGAGCCAUUUAUAUGAAUGACUAAACUAUGAAUAAAUUCAACAAAUAAUAUUAUAGAGUACACUGUUUAUUGUGAUAUGUUGCUAUGUUACUCUUUUGUUAUUAUUAUCUGAAGUGAUUAAUUGUAUAUUAUAGAAUUCAUUCUCUCCUGAUUGAUGGAGGCAUUGAUCAAUGACUUCCCAAAUGUCCUCUUGUUUGCCUUUUAUAAGGAUCAUGACUUAUGACUAGAUUUACAUGGGUAUAAAUGACUGAAAAAACGAAGGUGAAAAAUAAGAAAAAUGAGAAAAUCAUAACUUUGGAAUUUUUUCAUAUAAGAUAAUAGUAAAAGUGCUUUUCUUUGAAUUUUUUAAAAGUUUGGAUGCAUUUUGGGAUAAAUAAAAGUGAAUACCAUUUGUUCAUUGCAUGGAAAUCAUGAGAUGCCUACCCUGGCCAUGAAAAGAUGUCAUGGGGUAGUUAGUAAUCAGGUUCUGGAACUCCCCUACCUGCUUUCUUAGUAGUGCCAUCAGAAUUAUCUCAUUUUUUAAAGAUCUGAGUUGCUAAGAGUGGUUUAGUUGCCCUAGAGAGAUCUCUGAUUUGGAAGCCCAGGGGAUCUGCAAGAGUCUCCAUGGCACAGUAAAGGGAAGACUGUUGGUGUAUGUCAGAACAUAUAAUCCUAACGGUGUCAUGGCAAGUUUUGCCAGGUGAACUUCCACUGUGCUAUUUAACGUCUUUAUGUAGUUAGGGUUCACUCAAGAGUCAGGUAAGUGUGAGAGAAAAACAAGAAGAUAAAUCUGGUCAUGGGAAGGAGAUUUAAGAUAGCUCUACAGAAGCAUCCUUGAGAGUCCCCUUUACCAUCUCUCUUAGCUUUGAUUUCUCAAUGAGAACAGCCCGUAGUCUGUGUAUUCUCUUUCCUAUUCACAUCUACUUGUUCUCUUUCUCACUCACAUCUGCGUUCAGGGAAAGGUGAAACUGACCUUCUGUAAUCUAGUGGUAUAGGUGGGGGAUACAGACCAUCUUCCAGAGUGAACACAUUGACUUUUAAACAAUGGAUUUCAGCCAUGGAGUUAAUGUUGGCAGAAGAUAAAUGUCACCUAUGGAUUAUGUUGUGCUUAUUUCUAUAUUUGGAAAUUUCUAUUCUUGUGGUGGGCAUUCACAAUUUUAUCAAGUGAGGUGGCUAUAAUUAAUCUAUGGGGGAGGGUUUUAUUUUAUUCUUAUUUCUUCAGUCUUAUCUGCCCUUUCCACAUCUAGAAAAGUGAAGGAUAAAUUUCUCCUUUUAAUUUCAAUCCUCACCGUGGUCUAUUUUCAAACAAUACCCAGGAAUGCCUAGAAUCCCAGAAGUUACUUACUACUUCAUAAACAAUUAAAGUUCAUUUUUGUGGCUCCAUCUGCUUCUUCAAUCUAUGUGCAGAUGAACCUGAAGGACUAGUGGAGCCUAAGGUGCCCGUGCAGAAUGUUUACAGAGCCUGGUGCCUCUUCCACCAAACCACCCAUGACAAAGCUAUGGGUCCAACAGCACCAUCUUCAGAGAAUACAGUUGCAUUCCAUCUGUUUUCUAAAUCUUAGGUAAUUUAGAUAAAUAGCAAGUCUUGAAAAUUCUUGUCAAAAGAGUACCUGCCAGAAGCUGCAGUGACUAUGCCUUUUCUGAGUCUGUGAUUCCUCCUGGCCCUUAACUGUAAUUCUCAACAAGGUGUUGGAGAUCCUUACCUCUUUUUCUUACGGAAGUUUUGCUCCUAAAUUAAUGAAAGAAUGAUAUCAAUUAAUAAAUUACUAAGUGCAUCACUUUCUGUAGUUUCUGUUUUCUCCCUUCCUUUUCUUCCACCCUGCUUACCCCACUUUUCUUUGUUCACCUCUUAAAGUUUCUUUUAUCAUCAUCACUCUGUAUUACAGGCAUUUGUUUGAUAAGAAUUUUCACUCUCACAAGGCACUCAGGCUCUUCUGGCUGAGAAGCAUACCACGACUUUAUUUGUGUGUGUGUGUGUGUGUGUGUGUGUGUGUGUCUGUGUCUGUGUCUUUGUCUGUGUCUGUGUCGGUGUUUGUGUGAUAUAGGUAAUAGAAGCAUAAACUACAGAUUUCCAUUAAGGUGAUCAUGCUUCUCCCCAUUCAAGGUGUGUUAUUUGAUAAACAAGCCUUAGAAAUAGAAAACUAAUAUGAUAUCAUCUUUAGGGGAGACCCACUGCAUCCUGUAUUGAUAGCUUACUGUGGAAAGGAUUUUGCUGUUGCUUCCACAAUCAUGAUUUAGUCUGCCUUUUGCUAAUAUCUCAACAAUUUAGAAGAGACAAAUAUGUUCAUUUUAAUGUUUGAUGCAGCUAAAGUAUUUGGAUGCAGGACAAAUCUGUGGUUAUAUCCAGACUUUGAAGAAUGAAGAAACAUUGUGCUUUGAGUAGAAACAUACAAAUAUGAACUAGGUGUUUUAAGAGCCCUGAGUCCAAGGAUGGAGGCUGGUGGGAGUGGCAAUCAUUGUGACAAACUGAAAUUUCAUAGUUUAUACUGCCAUCAUUAGAAUUGACCUCUGUAAUUACCCUCGGUCAGUCACGAGCACUGUAUAGCACCGGUGUGAUUCACUUAGAGAUUGCACAGGGGGAGCUGCGGUCUGAAUAUAAGAUGUGUGCUUCUCAGCUCCUUAGUAAACUUGAAUCUAAUCAGUUAAUAAAGAAAACUGUGUCUUAAGGUUGAAAGAUUUUCAAGAAGGAUGUUCUACCUCCUCAGCUGCUGAUUAGUCGACAUAAACAAUAUUGACGAGGAAGAAAGGAUAGGAAAGGGGAAAUUUUUGCUUUAUAGAUUAUUAGUGUACUGUGUUCUUAAGCUAACUGUGGCUGAUGUAUACCUGAGUGAGUCAUUUUUCCAUCGACCAUUAGAAAUGUCUUCAAACAGGAUCUUCCUUAGAGUGGUAAUUUCCGCGACUCCACACUCACACUCAUGAGGAAAUAAAAAGGCUGCACUCCUAGGGAGGUCAGAUUGUAACACACCAAUAAACCCCACCAUUUAUUUUUAGGAAACAGUUUCUCAGGAUUCUCAAAGUUCCUCUCAUUGCCUGUAUGUUGGCUUCAUGGCAGACCAUAACCACUCCCAAUUCCAGCACCCUUACUUUGUCUUAACUGGAAUCCCCGGACUUGAGCAGAAGUACUACUGGAUGGCAUUCCCACUGGGUGCCAUAUAUGUCACUGCUCUCUUUGGCAAUGGUAUUAUCAUCUCUACAAUCAAAUCCGAGUCAUCUCUGCACAUUCCUAUGUACUACUUUCUGUGUAUGCUGGCGUUUGCGGAUAUGGGGCUCACCCUCUGUACUCUGCCCUCUAUGCUCGGCAUAUUCUGGUUUAACUACAAAUUCAUCACUUUUGAUGGUUGUCUUACUCAGAUGUACUUCAUUCACACCUUCUCAGCCAUCGAGUCAGGAGUGCUAGUCGCAAUGGCCAUUGAUCGUCUUAUAGCCAUCUGGAGUCCUCUCAGAUACGGCACCAUUUUAACCAAUGGUGUGGUCUGUAAAAUAGGGAUACUCAUCUUGACAAGAGCGGUCUGUGUGGUCUUCCCUGUGCCUUUCCUCAUCAAGAGGCUUCCGUUUUAUCGCUCCAACAUCCUUUCUCACUCCUUCUGCCUCCAUCAAGAUGUCAUGCGCCUUGCCUGCGCCAGCACGCGUGUCAACAGUCUCUAUGGCCUCAUAGCUGUCAUCUUUACCAAGGGUUCUGACUCCCUCUCCAUCCUCUUCUCCUAUGUGUUCAUUCUCCGCACGGUGAUGGCCAUUGCCUCCGGGGAGGGCCGGCUGAAGGCUCUCAACACUUGCGUUUCACAUAUCUGUGCUGUACUUAUUUUCUAUGUGCCAUUGAUUGGGGUAUCAGUCAUCCAUCGCUUUGGAAAGCACUUGUCACCACUGACUCAUGCCCUUAUGGCCAAUGCCUACCUUCUUGUCCCCCCUGUGCUAAACCCCAUAGUUUAUACUGUCAAGACCAAGGAGAUACGAAAAAAGAUUAUCCAGAUAUUUGUUAGAACUAAAAUUACUUCAGAGGGUUAAAACUUACCAGUUUGAUAGAGAAAUAAUUCUGUAAAAACUUAAAUCUAACUAUGAAAAUAAAGGAUGUUUAUUUUUUAAAGUUUUCUGUGUGAGUUGAAUUGUGAAAAGACAUACUUUCCUGCCCAGAAGAUAAAUACUUUAUUUUUCUGUGCCAAAUUGUCUUUUACUUAAUACAGAAAAGGUAACAUACAUAUGAACUGUAUUUCUCUGUAAACAUUCAGUUAAGACUUGCUAUACACUAGAUGAAAGCAGGGAUUAUUACCUAUUCUAUUUUGAAAAUAAUUUAUUGGUCAAAAAUAAGACAAGGGUUGCUGCCUUUUAAGCUAUAGUUACUGUAAUGAAUUUUAUCUAACGUAGUAAUUUAAGGGAUUUCUGUUAUGGAUUACUUGCAUGAAUGUAGUAGAUAAGAAAAAAUUAUUAAAUAACAAGAGAAAGGGAAGAACACACUAUCAAAUUAAUUUUAAAACAGAAAAUGGCCAAAUUUUAUAAUUAAUAAUAUAAAUGUUAAUCAAAGUACAGUUCUAUUGCACAACAUGGUAUCAACCAUUUGAAGGUGUCUUUCCCUAGCUGUCCUGGAUGACACCAGGUCUUACGUUAAUUUUCUUUAGGCAUAGUUUCAAGUAUUGAAUAUGGAAACAAUAUUUCUUGGUAUCUACAGUAAUUGUGAAUUAAACUAAACAACAAAUUUAAUAAGAAGCCAUUAUUAGUGGUAUUUGUGAACUAUAAAGUACUAUGUAAAAAUAAGUUUUCAAGAACAUUGAGCACCAUGGAAGAUAAGAACCUUCAUAGACUACUAAGUAAAAGGCACAGUGCUAGAUAAUUUUGCAUGUUAGCUCAUCUGAGGAUCAUGGCAUGUUUCUCAAGCCAGCACUAAUUCCAAGAGAAAAAACAAGUCGCAAUGUGAUUGAUUUUGUAGGCCACGCAGACUUGCCCAAGAAUAUGAGAGUCAUGGUAAACAGAGAGAUAACAUUUGAAGGUUAGCUGAGAUGUAUAUUUUUGAAUAUGUAUAUUUUGUAUAAUAUGAAUGUUUUGAGUAUUUUGAAUAAAGAUUUCAUUGUACAUGUUGAGUAAUAAUAGGGUUGUUCUGAGUGAACAGUUUUUGGAAGGCUGUAAACUGGGAAUGAAAAAGAAGUCAUUAAAAAGAAGCUUGGUUAUCAGUCAAGGUAUCUAGUUUCCUGAGUUCUUUAAAUACCUUGAAUAUUAGUUCUCUAUCAAUUAUAGAGUUGAUAAAAUGUUUUUCCCAUUCUCUAGGUUACUGUAUUGUUGAAAUGAUGAUGUCAUUUGUUUUGCUGAAUCUUUUCAGUUUCCUUAGGUCUCAUUUAUUAUUUGCUGAUCUUAGCGCCCGUGCUAACAGUGUUCUAUUCAGAAAGUCUCGUGUGCCAAUGAGUUCAAGAAUAUUCCCCACUUUCUCUUCUAUCAGGCUCAGUGAUCAGGCUUUAUGCUGAGGUAAUUGAUCCAUUUGGAGAUGAGUUUUGCACAGGAUGAUACGUAUGGCUCUAUUUGCAUUCUUCUACACCAGCGAUCUAGUUUGACUAGCACCAUUUAUUUGUUGAAGAUGUUUUUUCCCCAGUGUUUAUUCCUGGCUUCUUUAUCAAAAGUCAGGUGACCAUAGGUGUGGGUCUUCAAAUCAGUUUCAUUAAUCGGUGUGCUUGUUUUUGUACCACUAUCAUGUUGGUUUUAUUAUUACACCUGUGGAGUAUAUCUUGAAAUCGGGAACGGUGAGACCUCCAGCAAUUCUUUGGUUGUUCAGAAUUGUUUCAGCUGGCUUUGCUUUUCUGUUUUUCCAUAUGAAGCUAAGAAUUGACCUUCCAAAAUCUGUGAAAAAUUGUGUUGGAAUUUAAUGGGGGUUUCAUUGAAUCUGUAGAUUGCUUUUGAUAGGUUGGCCAUUUUUACUAUACUAAUCCUAUUCAUCCAUGAGCAUGGAAGAUCUUUCCAUCUCCUGAUAUCUUCUUCAAUUUUUUUUCUUCAAAGACUUGAAGUUUUUAAUCACAUAACUCUUCCACUUUCUUGGUUAAAGAUACCCCAAGAGUUUUCAUGUUAUUGUGAAAGGUGUGUUGUCUCCCUGAUUUCUUUGUCAGUCCAUUUGCCAUUUGUAUGUAGGAGAGAUACUGAUUUUUGUAAGUUACUUUUGUAUUCAGCUACUUUGUUGGAAGUAUUUAUCAGCUGUAGGAGUUCCCUAGUGAAAUUUUUAGGGUCACUUAUGCAUUCUAUCAUAACAUCUGAAAACAAAUAUAUGUUCGCCUCCUUCUUUCCAAUUUAUAUACUCGAUCUCCUUCAAUUAUCUUAUGUUCUAGCUAAGACUUCAAGAACUAUAUUAAAUAGGUAUGGAGAGAGUGAGCAACCUUGUCUUAUCCUUAAUUUUAGUGGAAUUGCUUUGAGUUUAUCUCUAUUUAAUUUGAUGUUUCUAUGGGCUUGCUGUAAUGUAUGUCCCUUGCAUCCGUAAUCACUCCAGGACUUUUAUCAUAACUAGGUGUUGGAUUUUGUCAAGGCCUACUACUACUCUAAUGACAAAAUCAUGUGUCUUUUUUCCAAGUUUGUUUAUAGGUUGGAUUACAUUUAUUAAUUUAUGUGUAUUGAACCUGAAACUGUGGAAUGAAGCCUACUUGUCCAUGAUAGACAAUCUUUUUGAUGCAUUCUUGGAACCAGUUUGCAAGUAUGUUAUUAAGAAUUUUUCAACUAUAAUCAUAAGGGAAAUGAGUUUAUAAUAUCUGUUCUUUGCUGUGUACUUUUGUGAUUUGAGUAUCAGGGUAAUGUUCCUUAAAUAUCUAUUUUGUGGAACAAUUUGAGGAAUAUAAUAUUGUCAUUAACACGUCUUUGAAAGUCUGGUAGAAUUAUGUGCUAAAACUAUCUAGACUUGGGCUUUUUUUGUUUGGGAGACUUUUUUUUGACUACUUUUAUUUCACUGGGGUUCUUAGGUCUGUUUAAAUUUCUUAUCAGGUCUUGAUUUAACUUUGGUAAAUGGUAUUCAUCAUGAAAAUUGCACAGUUAUUUUAGAUUUUCCAAUUUGGUGGAGUACAGGUUUUUAAAGUAUGUCUUUAUGAUUCUCUGAAUUUCUUCAGUGUCUGUUGUUUUUUUUCCCCUUUUCAUGUCUAAUUUUUAAAAUUUUGAUAUUCUCUUUCCACCUUCUAGUUAAUUUAGGCAGAGGUUUGUCAAUCUUAUUGAUUUUUUUCAAAUAAUCAGCUUGUUUCAUUGUCUCUUUGUAUUCUUAUUUCUUUCUAUUUUAUUAAUUUCAAUACUGAGUUUGAUUAUUUCUUACCAUUUACUCUUUCUGAAUAGAUUUACACUUUGAGUCGCAUAAUUUUGAUUACAUUGUAUAUUUAUUUUCAUUCAAUCCUAGAAAGUCUUUAAUUUCUGUCUUGACUCAUUUUUCACACAAUAUUGGUAUAUAAGGGUCAAUAUGCAAUUUAAGCUAUAGUAGUGUUUCUUUUACAAACAUGGGUACCCUUGUGUUGAAGGCAUAGAUAUUAAAAAUUGUAAUGUCCCCAUUAUAGAUUUUCCUUUGAUGAGUAUUUAGUGUACUUCCUCAUCUCUUCUGAAUGGUUUUGUUUUGAUAGCAAAACAGUUGCUUCUUAGGCCCAUUUUCUUAGAAUUUUUUUUUUUAUCCUUUAACCUCAAGGUGAUGUCUAUCAUUAAUGUUAAGAUGUGUUUCUGGUUGCAUUCAUUCUAUUAGUCUGUAUCUUUUUAUUGGGAAAUACAUACCAUUGAUAUUAAAAGAUGCUGAUGAACAGUGAUUGUUCCUGUUACUUUGUUUUUGUUGUUAUUGUUGAUGAUGAUGUAUGUGCGUGCAUGUGUGUGUGAGUGUGUGUGUGUGUUUUCUUUUGUUUUGAUUUGCUUGUCUGGGAUUAUUUAAUCCUUGUUUACUUGGUUGUAUUUAACCCUUUUAGGUUAGAAUUUUCCUUUUAGUGCCUUCUGUAUGGAUACAUUUGUAGAUAAAUACUACUUUGUUGCAAGGAGAGGCCUGCUUGUUUGUCCCAGUCACCCGGAUAGCUUACACCGGAAAUAGCCACAUAGACACUGUAUUAAUUAAAUCACUGCUUGGCCCGUUAGCUCUAGCUUCUUAUUGACUAACUCUUAUAUUACUUUAACUCAUUUCUGUUAAUCUGUGUAUUCUCAUGUGGCGGUGACUUAUCGGGUAAAACUCCCAAUGUCUGUCUCUGGAGCAUCCAUGGCCUCUCUCUACUCUGUUUUCUUUCUCCCAGAAUUCAGUUCUGUCUUCGCUUAUCUAAGUUUUGCCCUACCAGGCCAAGGUAGUUUCUUUAUUAAACAAUUAAAGCAACCCAAAGAUAAAAGGACCUUCUACACCAUUACUUAAAUUUGGUUUUGUUAUAAGAUGUUUUAUUUUCUCAUCCUAUUGUCAUAGAAUGUUUUAUUGGGUUUAGUAUUCUGGAUUGAUAUCUGUGGUCUCUUAAAACAUGUAGAUUUCUAGUGGUCCUUCUGGCCAUUAGAGUGUCCAUUGAGAAGUUAAAUGUAAUUCUAAUAGAUUUUCCAUUAACUAUUACUUGGUCUUUCCCUCCUUGCUUGUGAUGUCCUUUCUUUGUUUAUUGUUUUGAUUAUUAUGUGGUGAGGGGAGUUAUUUUUUAUUAGUUCAGUCUAUUUUGUAUUCUGUAUGCUUCUUGUACUUAGAUAGACAUCUUCUUUACGUUAGGAAUAUUUGUUAUGAGUUCACUGAAAAUAUUUUCUGUCCCUUUGACCUGGGUUUCUUCUUCUUUCUCUAUUUCCAUUAUUUUUAGAUUUGGUCUUUUCUUUUCUUUUUUUAUUAAAAAUUUCUGCCUCCUCCCCGCCUACCUUUUCCCUCCCACUCCUCUCUCUCUCUCCAGUCCAAAGAGCAGUCAGUGUUCCCUGCCCUAUGGGCAGUUCAAGGUCCUCCCCCCUCCAUCCAGGUCUAGGAAGAUGAGCAUCCAAACCGUCUAGACUUCCACAAAGCCAGUACAUACAGUAGGGACAAAACUCAGUACCAUUGUCCUUGGCUUUUCAGCAGCCCUCAUUGUCCACCAUAUUCGGAGAGUCCGGUUUUAUCCCAUGCAUUUUCAGUCCCAGUCCAGCUGGCCUUGGUGAACUCCCAAUAGAUCAGCCCCACCAUCUCAGUGGGUGGGUGCCCCCCUCGCGGUCUUGACUUCCUGGCUCAUGUUCUCCCUCCUUCU
This is a messenger RNA of Alexandromys fortis (reed vole), 9452 nucleotides long. RefSeq names its product olfactory receptor 51H1-like. The coding region runs from base 3355 to 4311 and encodes 318 amino acids. Gene Ontology annotation, molecular function: olfactory receptor activity; G protein-coupled receptor activity. The transcript has a single exon. Lineage: Eukaryota; Metazoa; Chordata; Mammalia; Rodentia; Cricetidae. Gene Ontology annotation, biological process: G protein-coupled receptor signaling pathway. The record is from RefSeq and is a predicted model, not a curated record. Gene Ontology annotation, cellular component: plasma membrane.